AUGAUCAACCUUGUCCAGAACAAGAUGUUCCAUGGAUUGCCAAGUGAAGACCCCAUUGACCACCUUGAUGAGUUUGAUAGGCUUUGUGAUUUGACAAAGAUCAAUGGUGUCUCUGAAGAUGCCAUCAAGCUGAGACUCUUUCCUAUGUCUCUAGCUGACAAAGCUCACCAAUGGGAGAAGAGCUUGCCCCAUGGCACAAUCACCACUUGGGAUGAAUGCAAGAAGGCCUUUCUUGCUAAGUUUUUCUCCACCGGUCGCACAGCCAAGCUUAGAGGAGAGAUAUCCAGCUUCAUCCAGCGAAACAAUGAGACAUUCGCAGAGGCUUGGGAGAGGUUCAAAGGCUACACAAGUCAGUGCCCACACCAUGGAUUCAACAAUGAAUCACUACUCUCCACUCUUUAUAGAGGAUGCUUGCCUAGGUAUAGGGAGAUGCUAGACACAGCUAGCAAUGGGAACUUCCUCAACCAGGAUGUAGAUGAUGGCUGGCAACUUGUGGAGAACAUAGCUAACUCAAAUGGAAGCUAUGGAGAAGAGUAUGAUCGCACCAACCGGAGCUCGACCCACCACUCGAUCGAGUCAGACGAAAAGUUGAGAAAAGAUGUUAAGGCAUUGAAUGAGAAGUUGGAUAAGCUGAUCCUAGCUCAGUCCACAAUGAAGAAAGUCAACUUUGUGUCUGCUGAGGAGAUGGAACCAGUCCAAGAAGGGGAGGAUACACAAUUUGCUGAGGUGUGCUACAUGAGCAAUGGGCAAGGAGGUUACAACAAAGGAUACUAUAAUACAAGUCCAACCCUGCCAUGUCAUACCGCAACACUGAUGUUGCUAACCCUCAGGACCAAGUCUAUCCUCAACAACAAGCAGCUCGAUCGAGUCAAGCCACAACAUGGGUAUGGUCAAAAGAACAAUUACCAAGGACCACAAGGCACUUUCCCUGGACAACAAAUGAAUAUCCCACCAGGCUUUCCCCACCAACCACCCCAGCCUGCACCUUCACAAGAGAAUGAGCUCAAGGCAAUGCUAAACAACUACUUCAAGGGCAAGCUGAUGGGUAGUGGACACAAGCAAGAAGCUAGCUGA
Molecule: messenger RNA, 1074 nt
Organism: Microthlaspi erraticum
Lineage: Eukaryota; Viridiplantae; Streptophyta; Magnoliopsida; Brassicales; Brassicaceae
Source: the annotation of a GenBank genome assembly